AUGAUUCAUAUUUCUCAAAUGAUUAAAGACAAACAUUACCACUCAAGUUUGUUGCUACUUUUAAGUUCAAAUGAUGAAAAAGUUGAACAACUUCCUGUGAAAUGUUGCAAAAACUUCAUCUCUGAAAAUGAAUUUGUCUUAAACACUUGCAGACAUGAGGGAAGUAAUGAAAAAUUAACGUCAAACUGCAAAAGAAAAGAAGUAGGAUUAAAGCUGCGAGCAAAUAUUCAAAUUUUGAAAUGUUCUCGACACAGGCGAUCAGUAAAUUCGUGUUUUGAAUUGCUUUCACUUUCUUCUGGUCAGGAUACCGAGAGAACUGCAUUGAACAUUGCGAAGCUUAAAAGUUUUACAAUUAUUUCCGUCUUAAAAAUAAAAGGAAUGAAAUUCUUGCUCUACUUCAUUGCUUAUAAAUUGCUCACGGAUACGAACAAUUCUCGUGAAGUUCUCAUGAAAAGUUGGCCAUUGGCCCAAAGGCAACUUUGUUUCAAUUAUUUACAUUUUCAUUUAAUUCUAAACAACUUUCAUACCUUAGGAUUUGAUAUUGAACAUUAA
Messenger RNA from Clunio marinus, 552 nucleotides. Lineage: Eukaryota; Metazoa; Arthropoda; Insecta; Diptera; Chironomidae. The record is from the annotation of a GenBank genome assembly.